CUUUAAUUACCAUCAAUUUUAGGUCCGCAAUAUUGUAUAUUGAAGUUAAUAGAAGCCGAUAUUGUAGGAUUAUAAAAUUAAUGCAAUAUGCUUCAUAUUAUUGAUAAUGAAGAAAAUAUAUGAUUGGCAUUGAAUAUGGAUAUAAGGACAAAAAUGCAAAAUAAAAAUCAUUUACUUGAAAGUUUCAUUAGACCACUGACCACUCGAACUGGAAGUUGUCCAGAGCUUUCUACCCUGGGUAGAAAAAAUGAUUCAAUAAAGAAAAUUGAUAAUUCAAGAGAUGUGUCUCGCGAAAGCUCAUGUUCUCCUAUUGAUGUUGUGCGUGAUACAACUCCGAACUUAUUCGGAACUUCCAAUGUGUCAUCUAAAGCUAUAAAUGAAGAGGUUGGAACAAUCGACUUAAGUUCAACAGCAAUUAAUAUGAAAAAUAUUGUUUCCUUAAAUCAAGAAAUUAACGAAGAUGUUCCUGGGCCUUCAAAUUCAUGUUUUGAUAGUGAAAUUGAUUCAAAUAGUUUUGAACAAGAAAGACUUUUGAAUCCGCAAAAGCAGGUUAUUGUUCAACCUGGUAAAGGAUCAUGGAUGUUGGUUCGCGGUGAUGGCAAAGUUUUAUUAGAAACAACAGCUGAUGAACGAAAACCGAAUGAUCUUUUUAUUGUACAUCAAUCAUCACAAGAAAGUGCGAACAUUUCUAAUUUUUCUCUUCCACUGUCUUGGAUAAAUGCAGUAUCAAAUACAGUAUCUACCUCACCCAAUACACGACAGGGCCAAAAGGUGUUAGUCGUCGAUGAACCUUCUAGUCGUCGCUCGACCGGGUCACCUCCUGAAAUGACCCACAAGUUAGUAAACACGAGAAGGCGAUCAAGAAACGUGACAAUAAACAGGACAAUUAGAGACAAAUUGGCACCUCUAGUGCUUACAGAUAGUGACGUUGUUCCUUUAGACUUGACGUCAAAAAGUCAAAGUUCAAUGGUGUCAUCAAGUAUUAACACGCAAAAACGAACACAUAAAGAAAUUAACAAUACUGGUAAAAGUGUUGAUAAAGUUGUCGAUGAACUUACGAAAAGGAGAACGCAGUUUGCAAAUGUAAAAAGUUUGUCAGAAAGCACAGUGAAAGAAGCAAAUUCGAUAUUUGAUAAUUUCCACAGUCAUGCGUCACCAUCAAUAUUAUCAAAGUCACUUCCUAACUACUCGCAUGUUGUUUCUUCUUUUCGACCAUUGGAAAUGGAAGAUAUUUACUCAAAUGGACAUUCAAGUGGAGAGAAUAUUGAUAUGGAUUCGCCGAGUUUUGUAGUUCAACGAAGAACAUAUGACAGACGGCAUAUUGAUAUUGUUAAAUCUGAAUUUGAAGAUGAAAUAAGGAAGUUGCAAUCAAAAAAAGACACUGAUCAAAUGUUUAAAAAUGAGGAACAGGUUCCAUCUCACUCAAACAGACUGCAAAAUAUAGCAUCCAGUUUAUCACAACCAAGUCAGCCUGGACGAAGCCAAGAUGAUAGUUUUAUCGGCAAGAAAAGACGAGUUCAUUUCUGUGAUUUUCAAGGAUGUGGGAAAGCCUAUACUAAAAGUUCGCACCUGAAAGCACAUAGACGAACACACACAGGCGAGAAGCCAUAUAGAUGUACUUGGAACGGAUGCACUUGGAAGUUUGCUCGAUCCGAUGAACUCACACGACAUUAUCGUAAACACACAGGAUACAAACCUUUUCGUUGUCAUCGUUGCGAUAGAGCUUUUUCUCGUUCUGAUCAUCUCGCUUUGCAUAUGAGAAGACAUCAAGUAUCUUAGUACUACUUCUUCGAAGUGACAAGGUUUUUUGCUUUAUGACUCACUGGUGGGAAUGAAGUUUAAGAUGAAAAGUCUACAAAAUCAGCUAAUUGCUGAUUUACAACCCGCUUAUAAUCAAGUUAUAUUCAGAAAGAAGCGGAAAAUUUCCCAUCUGAUCAAGACUUCAAGGGGUGAUAUCAUCACAUACAUUUUGGGGCGCUCCAGAAGUGUGUGUACCGAUAUGGAGGUAACUAAUUUCGUUCCCUCACUCUACAUCUAGUUGUGUAAAGGGACUCAAACCUAAGGGCAGGGGGUGUAUUCACUUGGCUAACACAAACAGUCCCGAACUCAUAAUAGAACUAAAAUAAGGAAAAUCGGAAUAAAAUUAUGGCCUAACCCUAACCUGGUACACGCACUACAGGAGUACCCAUUUUGGUGUCUAUUAUCCACAAUGUGUUUUUGUACCUAUUGUUGGGGCGAUGCAUCUUUUUGAGCUAAGAUAAGACUAAGUAUAUUUAAUUGUUUUAAAUUUAAGCAGAAAUUGUUUGUUAUUACAGUGACUCCUUUUGCAAUCAUUUAAGAAGUGACAGAUUUUAUUUGUUUUUGAUUUGACACUCAUUUACAUUGACCUUCAAUCCGAGUUUCUCGGACACAAAUUUUUGAAGAAUCCAAUCUUUCUGUGGAGUGUUCACUUCAAGCAUGAUUCUUAAGAACAACAGCAGUUUGUGAUCAGAAAAAACGGGGUCGGUGAACACACUUUGGUAUUAUUAGACAACUGGAAGUCCAAACGUAUCUAUUUCUAUGCGAUAUUAAGGAUUCUGUGUGUAAAUAUAUAUAGGAAAAAAAGAAAAUAUUCUGCAUAAAAUAUCUAAUAUGCAGUUAAAAAAGUUCAUCUUACUCCAAAUUGUAGGUGUGUUAUUAUAUUACAGUAUUGUCCUUAGUUAGGUGUUAAGAAAUUAUCUUUGAGAAGGUGGAAAAUAUUUAAUAAAUAUAAGCAUUGUUUGUUAUUCAACAAUUUUGCAAAUAGCAGUGAUAAAAGUAUUUAGGCGGAUAAUAGAUUUCUAUCGAUCUUAAUUGGUCUAUAGCCCUGCAAGGCAGUUUGCUCUAAGCAUGUUAACAAAUUAAUAUUGUUCAAAAUAUUUGGUCAUUAAAGGAAAUCAUGGAAUUCCCAAAUACAAAGAUAUUUAGUUGACUUUUUACUAAAUUUUUGGAGCUCCUGAAUUAUUUGCACCAAGAUGGCGCACAACCUGAACGUAGUAUGUGUACCAGGUUAUGGUUCAGGUUGUGCCUCCGGGAGCGCCAAAUUUAUUUAUGUGCCCUUACUUACAUGCCUUCAAAAUUAUUUUGUGUGAAGUCAAAAAGAGACCAUUCUCAGUGACACAGCUCUGCAGGCGUGGCAAUGCUGAGUGUGGAACAAAGAUCUAACUUUAAGAUUACUACAGCCAUAAUAAGCAUGGUUACUGUCCCAAAUACAUGCAUAUAUACCUUUGAAUCGCUGUCAAGACGUUUUUGUGUUGGCUGUUUGUUGUAGCAACCAAACCAACCAAUUGCACAUAUUCCAAAUUUAUCCACUUAUCUUAACUGAUCAGAUGCAUAUUAAAGUUUUGUUGAUGCAUUAAAAUAUAAUUGCAUAUAUUUUAAUGCAAUCAAUACUUCUGUUUAGGCUGGCGACUGUUGGUUUUUCAUUUUAAAUUUCAGCUUCUGAACUAUUCUCCUCUUAUAUAAUCAGACAUGUAUAGGGUGUCCAUGAAGUCUUGAAAUUUUUUAAAAUUGCCAAUGGAAUUUAUCGAUACCACAUAUUGUUUUGGCUCUCUCAGAUGUAUUAAAUGAAGUUGAAAAUAAACAAUUACUGAUUAAAAAACGACAAACCUGGUUAAGUUAUAUUGAGAACUGACUGCAUAACCAAAUUGAAUUUGUAAAGAGACUUUAUGAACAUUCUGUAUAUUACAAACACGUACAUGAUCUAUUCAACUGGAGGGUAUACAAAAUUCCUGAUAACUAAUCAGAGUUUCAAGAUAUUUUUGAUCUACCUUUUACAGUAUGUUCAAUUUCUUUCGAGUAUUACUUUUAUUUUUGCUUCAUUCAAUCAAAGCAUUUUGAAUUACAUUGUAAACUGCGAUUUUGUGAUAUUUACUUUUAAAAUUUAGACAAUUUGUUGGUUCCUGAUUACCCAGUUAUAUAUUUGCUAUACAUCCUAUUUUGGCCGUUAACUAUUUGUACAAGUACUGUUUCAAUUAUUUUGUUUAAAGCUGUUGCAACACAUUGCUAUAAAAAUGCUUGCAUUAUAGCCUUAUAGCUUCAGAGUUCUAAAAGGUGUUUCUUGUUGUGACAUUGGCAAACUAUUAGUUUGCCAAAGUAAGGGUGCCAUGUUCACAACACGCCGCAAGUACUUCUAGUUGGCGUUGCAUAACUAUUUUACUCCUAACCCCCACCUGACUAUGUCGUUCAAUUACGUCACAGCAACGCAAUAAGGUGCUCCAAACUAUAUUAACUGUCAUCCAAGACGGGCAGACAAUCACCCGAAAUCGAGCAAGCUAUUUCCAGUAAUCUUUAGAUGGUGGAGCCACGUGGGGUUAGGAAUAACAUAUGCAAAAAUGGUUGUGCCACACCAAAUAGAAGACCCUACUUACGUCGUUUAGUUAACAUGCGCCAAAGUAUGUCCCUAGUUUCGACAUCUGGGGACAUCACAAGGAAAUUUAGUCUUUGGAUCAUUUUUAAUUGCCAUAACAAUAAAUAAAACUACAGACGGAGUCUACUGCUUUGUGCCUGUAGUCGGGCAAUUGUGAUUCAAUUAGGAUAAUCAUAGUCUGGUUUGAUGGUAUUAUGUGUCUGUACUUAUGUGCCGAGUUCUAGUUUCCAAAAUUAGAUUCUACGACUUGUGUAUCUCCAUCUUCACUAGAGGCUAGCAGCCGAUCUGGGUAUCUGGGUAAGAACCUGUUUAGCGGAGAUUACUCUAGUUUAACCGUUGCUGCUUUGAGUUAACACAUGUUUUUUGAAGCAAUAUAUUGUCUUUUGUAUCGAUGUCUUUAGGGUAUUCAUCUGAAAUUAGUCCUAUUUGUGCAACACUUUCCUGAUGUUUUUUUAUGCCUUUUUAAAUGGAUUUCAAGUAUUAUUAUGUAAUUACAUUGAAUGAAGAAAGUUCAUAAACUGCUAAUGAAAUUUUA
This is a messenger RNA of Styela clava, 4922 nucleotides long. RefSeq lists its product as uncharacterized. Gene Ontology annotation, molecular function: DNA-binding transcription factor activity, RNA polymerase II-specific; RNA polymerase II cis-regulatory region sequence-specific DNA binding. Lineage: Eukaryota; Metazoa; Chordata; Ascidiacea; Stolidobranchia; Styelidae. The record is from RefSeq and is a predicted model, not a curated record. Gene Ontology annotation, biological process: regulation of transcription by RNA polymerase II.